Messenger RNA from Achroia grisella, 2038 nucleotides. RefSeq names its product frizzled-2 (gene fz2). The coding region runs from base 401 to 2038 and encodes 545 amino acids. Gene Ontology annotation, molecular function: Wnt-protein binding; Wnt receptor activity. Gene Ontology annotation, cellular component: plasma membrane. Gene Ontology annotation, biological process: canonical Wnt signaling pathway; non-canonical Wnt signaling pathway. NCBI's taxonomy places the organism in Eukaryota, Metazoa, Arthropoda, Insecta, Lepidoptera, Pyralidae. The record is from RefSeq and is a predicted model, not a curated record. The transcript has 3 exons.
UUCACUCAGUCAGUCGGCGCACGUCGUUCGUUACUUACGUGUUUGUGAUAAAAAUAUAUACGUAACCGAAUAUUGUUUGAAACAUUCGCUCAGCUGAUCAGUGACAAGGUGUAUAUAAGCGAAUAUAACAAGAAGCUAAAUAAUUGGCUAGUGCUGUGAUCUCGGGAGUGAAAACCCUAAAACGAGCGACUAUCGAAAAUAUCUCGAGUCGAAUGUAAAAAUAUACGCGUCGCCGUGAAACAUUCACCGCGUGUGACUGAUCGAUAUUUUAAAUGAUAACAUGGAUUCAAUUAGGUGUUGUUUUAGAAUACGGUGAGAUAUUGUGACGAGUUGCAUUUGUGUUGUGUGUGAUCGAGUGAGACAUCGCGCGGUAGAAAGCGAUGCCGGUAGUGUAGUCCACAUGAGCAUGUGUGGGUGGCGCGGCGUGGUCGCGCUGGCGACGCUGAUGCUGGCGCGAGCGCAGGCGACGCUCGCGCUGCACCAGCCGCGCUGCGAAGAGAUCGUCAUCCCCAUGUGCCGGGGCAUCGGGUACAACCUCACCUCGUUCCCCAACGCGCUCGACCAUGACACCCAAGACGAAGCCGGCCUAGAGGUCCACCAGUACUGGCCCCUCGUCGAAAUAAAAUGCUCCGCCGACCUGAAGUUCUUCCUGUGCUCGGUGUACACGCCGAUCUGCCUGGAGGACUACGCGAAGCCGCUGCCGGCGUGCCGCAGCGUGUGCGAGCGCGCGCGCUCGGGCUGCGCGCCGCUCAUGCAGAAGUACGGCUUCCAGUGGCCCGAGCGCAUGGCCUGCGAGAAGCUGCCGCGCUUCGGGGACCCCGAGAACCUGUGCAUGGACGACAACAAUCGCGAGCCGGAGCCCGAGCCGCCGCGCCCGCCGCCCCGCAAGACCCACAAGAACCUCUGCAAGGACCCAAAAAACUGCGAGAGCGGCCAGGCUGCCGGCGCGGGCGCGGCCGCCGCCGACGACUGCGCCUGCACCUGCCGCCUGCCGCUGGUGCCGGCCACCGCCAACUCCAGCGCCGCCGCCAUCGGGCUGGCCGCCUGCGCGCUGCCCUGCCGCGGGGCCUUCUUCACGCGCGAGGAGAAGGAGUUCGCGGCCGUGUGGGUCGCGCUCUGGAGCGGCCUGUGCGCGGCCUCCACGCUCAUGACGCUCACCACCUUCCUGAUCGACUCGCAGCGCUUCAAGUACCCGGAGCGGCCCAUAGUGUACCUCUCGGCCUGCUACUUCAUGGUCGCAGUCGGCUACCUGACGCGGCUCGCGAUCGGCCACGAGGAGGUCGCCUGUGACGGGCCCGCGCUGAAGACCUCCGCCGACGGGCCCGGCGCCUGCACGCUCGUCUUCGUCCUGGUCUACUUCUUCGGCAUGGCCUCGUCGAUCUGGUGGGUGGUGCUGUCGUUCGCGUGGUUCCUGGCCGCGGGGCUCAAGUGGGGCAACGAGGCGAUCGCGGGCCACGCCCAGUACUACCACCUGGCCGCGUGGCUGAUCCCCGCCGCGAAGACGGUCGCCGUGCUGCUGGCCGGCGCCGUCGACGGCGACCCGGUGGCCGGCAUCUGCUACGUCGGAAACACCUCGCCCGAGAACCUGCGGCGGUACGUGCUCGCGCCGCUGGUGGUGUACUUCGCGCUGGGCGCCACGUUCCUGCUCGCCGGGUUCGUGUCGCUGUUCCGCAUCCGCUCGGUGAUCAAGCGGCAGGGCGGCAUCGGCGCGGGCUCGAAGGCGGACAAGCUGGAGAAGCUGAUGAUCCGGAUCGGCGUGUUCAGCGUGCUGUACGCGGUGCCGGCGGGCGUGGUGAUCGGCUGCCUGGCGUACGAGGCGGGCGGCCACGAGCGCUGGCUGCGGCGCGUGGCGUGCGGCGCGGGCUGCGGCUCCCGCCCGCUCUACUCCGCGCUCAUGCUCAAGUACUUCAUGGCGCUGGCGGUGGGCAUCACGUCGGGCGUGUGGAUCUGGUCCGGGAAGACGCUGGACUCGUGGCGGCGCGUGUGGCGCGGCGGCCGGGGCCCGCACCACCGCGCGCUCGUCAAGGGCGCCGUGUGA